GGGGGGCCCGACAUGGCAGUGCAGGAUCCGCGCCCCAACCACACCAUCUACAUCAACAACCUGAAUGAGAAGAUUAAAAAGGAUGAGUUGAAAAAAUCCCUCUAUGCGAUUUUUUCGCAAUUUGGUCAAAUCCUGGAUAUCCUGGUGUCGCGCAGCUUGAAGAUGAGGGGUCAGGCCUUCGUCAUCUUCAAGGAGAUCAGCAGUGCCACCAAUGCCCUGCGCUCCAUGCAGGGCUUCCCCUUCUAUGACAAACCCAUGCGCAUCCAGUAUGCCAAGACGGAUUCGGAUAUCAUUGCCAAAAUGAAAGGAACAUUUGUCGAACGCGACCGGAAACGAGAAAAAAGAAAACCCAAAAAUCAAGACACACCCGCAGCAAAGAAAACCGCAGCUGGAACUGGAGCGGCGGCAGCAGGCGGCGUUCAGGGAACCGUCCCGGGAAUGCCGCCGUUGAACCAGGCUCCCCGUAUGAUGCACCAUAUGGCGGGGCAGCCCCCCUAUAUGCCCCCGCCGGGGAUGAUCCCCCCACCCGGCAUGACUCCUGGUGGUAUUCCCCCGGGGGCCAUGCCCCCCCAGCAAGUGAUGCCGGGCCAGAUGCCCCCGGCGCAGCCAUUAUCGGAGAACCCACCGAAUCACAUCCUCUUCCUCACCAACCUGCCUGAGGAGACCAACGAGCUGAUGCUCUCCAUGCUCUUCAACCAGUUCCCUGGUUUUAAGGAGGUGCGGUUGGUACCGGGCCGGCAUGACAUCGCCUUCGUUGAGUUCGAUAACGAGGUGCAGGCAGGGGCUGCCCGCGAUGCCCUCCAGGGCUUCAAGAUCACCCAGAACAACGCCAUGAAGAUCUCCUUCGCCAAAAAGUGA
Messenger RNA from Haliaeetus leucocephalus (bald eagle), 858 nucleotides. It is a transcript of the gene SNRPA, whose product is annotated as small nuclear ribonucleoprotein polypeptide A. Gene Ontology annotation, cellular component: U1 snRNP. Gene Ontology annotation, molecular function: U1 snRNA binding. NCBI's taxonomy places the organism in Eukaryota, Metazoa, Chordata, Aves, Accipitriformes, Accipitridae. The transcript has 6 exons. The coding region runs from base 13 to 858 and encodes 281 amino acids. Gene Ontology annotation, biological process: mRNA splicing, via spliceosome. The record is from RefSeq and is a predicted model, not a curated record.